UUUGCAUGGGUUGGGCAAUAAAAGCUCAGGGCAAGUUUCCUCGUUCUAGAAAUUCAAAAAGGCACCCUACCCACCAAAUAGCCACAUCCUAUCCCGCAUUUUACAGUACUGGAAGAUGGGCCAGCGAAGGAGAAUAUGGACCCCGCCCCCUGCCGGACCUCAGUCCCCACGAACCUUGUAGGGACCAACCCUGGCGACAGCACCCCCUGGCUCCGCGAGCCUCCUGGGUGCCACGAGCCGUCCCAGCUCCACCUCUUCCGCCCGCGGUUUACAGGCUCGCUCCGCCCUGCGCGCCAGUCGGAAGUGCGGACGCCGGAACCACCCUUCAGCUGAGCUGCGGCGCGCCCGUGAGUACUAUAAGAUUGAUAUUAAAGACAUGGUUUUCACUCCUCUUCAUCAACACACAUAAGUUUACUCUUCAUUUUGGACCCCUAUUUUAUACCACAAUGCAACAAGCUUUAGAACUAGCUUUGGAUCGUGCUGAGUAUGUUAUUGAAAGUGCCCGACAGAGACCUCCUAAAAGGAAAUACCUGUCUAGUGGAAGAAAAUCUGUAUUUCAAAAACUUUAUGACUUAUAUAUCGAAGAAUGUGAAAAAGAGCCUGAGGUUAAGCAGAAAUUAAGAAGAAAUGUGAAUUUGUUAGAGAAGCUUGUUAUGCAAGAGACAUUAUCCUGUUUAGUGGUCAACCUAUACCCAGGAAAUGAAGGAUAUUCUCUGAUGCUCAGGGGAAAAAAUGGAUCAGAUUCUGAGACCAUUCGACUGCCUUAUGAAGAAGGGGAAUUGCUUGAAUACUUGGAUGCAGAAGAAUUACCUCCAAUUUUGGUUGAUCUCCUAGAAAAAUCUCAGGUUAAUAUUUUUCAUUGUGGAUGUGUCAUAGCAGAAAUACGUGACUACAGGCAGUCCAGUAAUAUGAAAUCUCCUGGUUACCAAAGUAGGCAUAUUCUCUUACGUCCAACAAUGCAGACUUUAAUCUGUGAUGUGCAUUCAAUAACAAGUGAUAACCAUAAAUGGACCCAGGAAGAUAAACUCUUGCUUGAGAGCCAACUGAUCCUAGCUACAGCUGAACCACUGUGUCUUGAUCCUUCCAUAGCAGUAACCUGUACUGCAAAUAGACUGCUUUAUAACAAGCAAAAGAUGAACACGCGCCCCAUGAAACGGUGUUUCAAGAGGUAUUCCAGGUCGUCUCUGAAUCGGCAGCAGGAUCUCUCUCAUUGUCCACCUCCGCCUCAGCUAAAAUUACUUGAUUUCUUACAAAAAAGGAAGGAAAGAAAAGCAGGUCAACAUUAUGACCUCAAGAUUUCUAAAGCAGGAAAUUGUGUAGAUAUGUGGAAACGGAGUCCCUGUAAUUUGGCCAUACCUUCCGAAGUGGAUGUGGAGAAAUACGCUAAAGUGGAAAAGUCCAUCAAAUCUGAUGACUCACAACCAACAGUCUGGCCAGCCCAUGAUGUAAAAGAUGAUUAUGUAUUUGAAUGUGAAGCUGGUAAUCAGUAUCAGAAAACAAAGCUGACCAUUUUGCAGUCACUUGGUGAUCCACUUUACUAUGGCAAAAUACAGCCAUGUAAAGAAGAUGAAGAAAAUGACAGCCAGAUGUCUCCAUCCCACUCCUCCACAGAUGACCAUUCAAAUUGGUUUAUUAUUGGAUCAAAGACUGAUGCUGAGAGGGUAGUCAAUCAGUACCAGGAGUUGGUCCAGAAUGAAGCCAAAUGUCCAGUCAAAAUGUCACACAGCUCCAGUGGCUCAGCCAGCUUAAGUCAACUUUCUCCAGGGAAAGAAACAGAACAGCCCGAGACUGUGUCAGUUCAGUCUUCAGUUUUGGGGAAGGGAGUAAAACACCGACCUCCACCCAUCAAACUCCCCUCAAGCUCAGGAAAUAGUUCUUCAGGUAACUAUUUUACACCGCAACAGGCCAGCAGCUUUCUUAAAUCUCCAACUCCUCCUCCUGCUUCCAAGCCACCAAGUCUUUCUCGGAAGUCAUCUGUGGAUCUCAAUCAAGUCAGCAUGCUUUCUCCAGCUGCCUUGUCACCUGCCAGUUCAUCACAAAGAUCUGGAACUCCUAAGCCAUCUACUCCUACACCAACCCCUUCAUCGACCCCACACCCUCCUGAUGCUCAGAGCUCAACUCCUAUUACCCCUUCAGCCACCCCUACUCCCCAAGAUUCAGGCUUCACCCCUCAGCCCACUUUGUUAACUCAGUUUGCUCAGCAGCAAAGGUCUCUGAGCCAGGCAAUGCCUGUAACGACCAUUCCUCUUUCCACCAUGGUAACAUCCAUAACUACAGGAACCACGGCCACCCAGGUCAUGGCAAACUCUGCUGGACUUAACUUCAUCAAUGUAGUGGGCUCUGUUUGUGGAGCCCAGGCUUUGAUGAGUGGUUCAAACCCUAUGCUGGGCUGUAACACUGGUGCCAUAACUCCUGCAGGAAUAAACCUGAGUGGCCUUCUACCCUCAGGAGGUCUGCUACCAAAUGCAUUGCCCGGUGCAAUGCAGGCAGCUUCUCAAGCAGGUGUUCCAUUUGGUUUAAAAAAUACUUCAAAUCUCAGGCCCUUAAAUCUACUCCAGCUUCCAGGUGGUUCACUCAUUUUUAACACUCUGCAGCAGCAGCAACAGCAGCUUUCUCAGUUUACGCCACAGCAGCCUCAGCAGCCCACCACUUCCAGUCCUCAGCAGCCAGGAGAGCAGGGUUCUGAACAAGGUUCUACCAGUCAAGAACAGGCCUUAUCUGCUCAGCACGCUGCUGUUAUUAACCUUGCUGGAGUAGGAAGUUUCAUGCAGUCACAGGCAGCUGUGUUGUCUCAGCUUGGCUCUGCCGAGAACAGACCUGAGCAAAGCCUUCCUCAGCAGAGAUUCCAGCUCUCCUCUGCCUUUCAACAGCAGCAGCAACAGAUACAACAGUUGCGAUUCUUGCAGCAUCAAAUGGCUAUGGCAGCAGCAGCAGCACAAACAGCUCAGCUACAUCGUCAUCGGCAUACAGGCAGCCAGUCAAAAAGUAAAAUGAAGAGAGGCACGCCAACCACUCCAAAAUUCUGAGUCUUGCUUUUUUUUCUUUUUUAAAACCAUUAAGAGCAUUGAAUCAAAAGGAUUCUGAGUUUCUACUUCAUUUUUUGGUUUUGUUUUUUUUAAAUGUCAGUAUUUUACAUUGCUAGAUGUACAAACUUUAUACAGAAGCACAACCCUAGCAUUUUUAAGUAAAAACAGGGAGAUGGUCUAAUGAACCAUUAGGGUUGGUUUGCCUAAGUUACUGCUUUUUAAAAAUGGUUUCACUGUACAUAAUACAUGUGGAAGUGACCUAAGAAAUACUAGAAACAUCUUUCAGAAGAAUGUAGUUUGAUAUUUAUUUAGUAUAAAAGGUUUGUGCACAGUGUAACAAAUACAGUUUUUACAAAUCCGUUUUGAAAA
Neofelis nebulosa (Clouded leopard) is the source of this 3395-nucleotide messenger RNA. It is a transcript of the gene SUPT20H, whose product is annotated as SPT20 homolog, SAGA complex component. NCBI's taxonomy places the organism in Eukaryota, Metazoa, Chordata, Mammalia, Carnivora, Felidae. The transcript is spliced from 26 exons. The coding region runs from base 6 to 3026 and encodes 1006 amino acids. Gene Ontology annotation, biological process: regulation of transcription by RNA polymerase II. The record is from RefSeq and is a predicted model, not a curated record. Gene Ontology annotation, cellular component: SAGA complex. Gene Ontology annotation, molecular function: transcription coregulator activity.